This is a messenger RNA of Anguilla anguilla (European eel), 3799 nucleotides long. It is a transcript of the gene ttyh1, whose product is annotated as tweety family member 1. The record is from RefSeq and is a predicted model, not a curated record. Gene Ontology annotation, cellular component: plasma membrane; smooth endoplasmic reticulum membrane. Lineage: Eukaryota; Metazoa; Chordata; Actinopteri; Anguilliformes; Anguillidae. The transcript is spliced from 15 exons. Bases 1092 to 2864 code for a protein of 590 amino acids. Gene Ontology annotation, molecular function: intracellularly calcium-gated chloride channel activity; volume-sensitive chloride channel activity.
UUUAUUGUUUUUUUUUAAUCCCCCCUUUUCUUUCGGUCAGACCAUCCAGACCGUGGAAGAGAGAGCAACUCUCCAUUUCUCUCUUUCUGUCUUUCUCUCCCAUUCCAUCUGCUUCCAUCUCAGAAUUUGUAUUAUUCAUUCUAAAGCCAUAGUUGUUGACAUUGCUUUCCAGGUCCCUUUGGAAAUUUGUUUUAUCUACAGAUCCAUGCAUGCUUAUCUCUCCCUUCCUCUGUUUAGUUUGUGUGAAAAUCCCUUUUUUCCCAACAAUAUCUAUUUUGCUCUCUCUCUCCCUCCCCCCACCCCCCCACCCUUUCAGUAUUCAUCCAAGUGUACUUAUUCUGCUCUCUGAGUGUGUCUAAAUAUAUAUGUGCAUCGCGUUCUCUCAGCAUCCUUGCUGAAACGGUAACAACAGCAAUACAUUCCUAUCUAACAAGUUACUCAGGAAUUUGACCAACUGGAUUUUUUCCCUUCAGUGCUAAAAAAAAAACAAAACAUUUUUUGACCAUAUGGAUUUUGAAAUUGCUCUAAGGUUUGAUUGAUUUUGAUGUUUUUUUCCUGUAGUCCUGAACGGAAUUUGAAUUCACUUUGGAUCUUUCAUUGUUUUUCCACUUUUGCCUUUCAUUAUUUUCUUUUUUUUUCGGAUUAAAAAAAAAUAUUGGGUGUAAAGGAAUUGCCCCCAAUACAUCCCAUUUUUCUCAGUUGAGCUUUUUUUUGUGGAGUACCCAAACAUGGGAACCGUGUUUAGUCACAUUUACCACAGCUCCUGUGGAAGGAUGGGUGGCAAUUAACUUCUAUGGUGUAUUAAUUAUUUGAACGCUCAAUCGCAUUAAGAAACUGACUGCUGGGACACUACCUCUCAUAUCCCUGGGGUCACUAGACUUAAUAUUAAGCAAUAUAAGCACAACUAAAAUAAAAUUAUACUUAUCUCAGGUUUCAUUUUUAUUCUUAAGAUGAAAACUCCUAAAAAAGCAAUAUGCACUGAUACUUAAAUUACAGUGACUGGCAAAUACUUCCUACAAACCAAACAGGACCAGGAACUCCAAUACCUCCUAAAACUACAGUUAAAGUGGGGUGUUUCUGGAGUGGUUACCAUGGCAACAGUUCCUGGUUAUUCCCCAUCACUGUGGGUAAGGGUGUGCCACGCCCUCCCUCGAUUGGACCUCACCCUGCAGACCAGAGACAAUGUCUUCACUCCAGACAGCUGGGAAUAUCAGCAGACCCUACUGGUUCUCUCAAGCCUGUCGGCUAUUGCUCUUGUUCUCUCUCUCCUUGUCGUUCUCUCCUUCCUGAUUCACUACUGCUGCUGUCGCCGUGGUGAUGGAAGCUCGGGGUCAGAGGACGAGGAGGAGGACGACGAUGCCAGCGGUGGGCACGGAUAUGGCGGUCGAAAGGGGCGGGGCAUCUGCUGUGUCACCUGGGUCUCUGUGGCGGCAGUCACGCUCUGCUGUGUUGCCAUUGGCAUUGGUUUCUAUGGAAACAGCGAGGCCAACGAUGGGAUGUAUCAGCUGACCUCUUCGCUUCUCACAGCCAAUUACACGCUGACUUCUAUCGAUUUGCUGGUCUCUGACACCCUCACUGGGCUGCAGCUCUCCGUCUCCGGGCCGCUGACCUCACUGGAGGAGCUUUUCGGGAGCAACAUGCCCUUCGUGGUGUCCGCCCGCACCUGCAGACGCCUCUCGGAGGCGGUGGUGGCGCUCCUGUCCUCCCUGACUGUGGGGAGGCCCACGGAGCCCCUGCCCAGCAGCAGCGGAGGGAGCAACGGCAGCAGCAGCAGCGCCUCCUCCAUCCUCACUGCUGCUCCUCCCCCCAUCGCUCCUUCCCUCGUCCCUCCCUCCUCUCCCCUGCCCAGCCCUUUCUCUCCUGGCUGGGCCGCCAACACGCUGAUGGUCAACGAAGACUACAGGUGGCUGUCCUAUGUGCUCCUAUUGCUAUUGGACCUUGUUGUGUGCCUGUUUAUCCUGCUGGGACUAGCCAAGCAGGCACGAUGGCUCCUUAUUCUGAUGACGGUGCUGGCCUGGCUUGCUUUGUUCCUGAGCUGGGGCUCCUUGGGUUUGGAAACAGCCACUGUGGUGGCCCUCAGUGAUUUCUGUUUUGAUCCCAACACAUUUAUUCUCAACUCUACUCAUUUUACCACUGGAACAAGCACAGACAUACUGGAUUAUUACCUGACCUGCAGCCGAAGAAAGACCAGCCCUUUCCAGCAGCUGCUGACCCAGUCACAAAGGGCUCUUUCCAGUAUACACACACAUCUCUCCAGCCUUGAGAGAGAAGCACUCCCGCAGUUCCCUAAGGCAGAGAAGUCUCUCAGGGAGGUUCAGCAAAUUCUCAACGCGACAGAGGGAAACUUCCACCAGCUGGUGGCGUUACUUAACUGUCGAGGGCUCAAUAAGGACUAUAUAGACUCUCUGAAAGGCUUAUGCUAUGAUGGGAUGGAGGGAUUGCUCUAUCUCUCCCUCUACUCUUUCCUCUCUGCUCUGGCGUUCACAGCCAUCCUCUGUUCAUUGCCUGGGGCCUGGAGAAGUUUCCCCGGUGAUUCUGAAGAAUAUGAAGACUCAGACAGCGAGAGCGAGGACCCCUUCACUUCCCAUCAGGCACGUAGACAGACGGCCAUGGGCUCCCAGCGCGGGGCUCUGCCCGCCUUCUAUAGUUACCAGGGGGCCAGCUGGAAUCCCCCCUUUUCUAGCGCACCACCCCUCCCCAGGACUCCAAACGCUUCCUCCAAUGGCAACCCUGGUUAUGAGAGCCUGCCCUUGAUUGACAGGCAGUCCCCACCCCCCUCUUAUUCUCCCAGCAUGCUGACUGGCUACGGGGUCAGUCAAUCAAACCAAAACCCAGGCCACCCCAGGAACCUGUAUUCGCACUAAUUCUUUUUUUAUGUAUAGAAAAUAAAAAUAUAGCAGAUGUUUAGUUUUCAUAGAAAUGGACACUUUACAGAGAUGGAGGACUAAUUUAAAGAGAUGGAUUACUAAAGAUUAAAGAAAGUGAGUAAUGUCAUUACCAUUGGUCACUCAGAGCAAGGUCACGACAGACUGAAUUAAACGGGUAGCUUGAUUAAUUGAAGAAAAGUCAUAUUAUUAUCAGACAGGCAGUGUGGCAGAUGAUUAUGGGCCAAUUACCCAGCCACACUGCUGAAGUGUACUUUUUGAGUCCACCCCCCUGUCCUCUGUCAGUGUGAGCAUUGUGAGGUGGAAUGGUACUGGCAUUACUGUAGUUCUAUAUUUGUUAAUGUAUCACAAGAUUAUUUUCAUGUUUUUAUAUGUAGUGGAUGAACACAGACACAUAGCAGCAAUGACACAUUUUAAGUGUUAUGAAUAUGCAAUCUCCUCACUUGAUAACCUACAUUUUCAAUCUUUUUGUAGAUGGCAAUACAGCAUUAAUGUACAACUUCUGAUACCUGAGCAUUUCACUGUUUUUAAUACCAAUGGUGAUGAUUAAAAAAAACUGCUGCUCCCACUAAUAGCAUUCAAGUGCAGGAGACAGCCUACUCUCUCUCAGCAGGCAAGAAAGGGGAAGUACAACUCCAUGCAAUAACAACAGCAAGAACAAUGUGAUUACUGCAUAUAGAGAUAGCCACAAUGCUAGCAGUAACAAUAGAAAACAGAGCUGUGUAGUGUGUCUGUGUUUGUGAGAAGUCUCUAAAGGAUGUUCUGUAUAUAUUGUAUGUUGGAGGUUGUAUUGACCCUAUUUGCCUACAGACCUUGUUAAUCCUGGAACUGAGUUUAUAUGGUAUUAAUGCUCCUUUUGACUGGCAUCCUUUUUCACUCCAAAGUCUAAUGCAAAUAAAGAUUACUAAAGCUAA